AUGCUGGCGCUGUCACCAAAAGUGACCUUUCCCCGCGUGGCUCCGCCCAGGAACGGGCACCACGGCGUGCGUGGUGUGGUCUCUGGGCGCAUUGCGCUCCAAGCCGAGGGCGAUGGCGCGCCACCGCCUCAGCGCCCUCGCGUGCUGGCAUGGGCGCUGAGCCUCUGGGCAGCCUCCACGACCCCGAUCCGGAGCUGGUGGCAGCGUGCCCGCAGUGGGCGCCAGCGCAACCGCGGACGGCGCCAGCAGGAUGGCGCGGUCGGCGUGGUGGGCGCGGCACCCACGAGGGCAGCAGGCGGCAAGGGCGGCCCGGCGCCAGGCGAGCCGCGGCGGCGCCGGUACCCGCCGCUCCCGGAAGCCCCCAGCGGCCUCGCGCCCUGCGAGCGGCGCGCCUGGCGCAAGGAGCAGCGCUUCGAGCAGAUGAAGGCCAGGCGCAAGGCGGGUCGCCCGGAGGAGCGGCGCAGGGCGGCCAGGCGCAAGAAGGCGCAGAGGCAGCAGCUGCUGGCGAAGAUGACCGAGGAAGAGAAGCGGAGUUACUGGUUUGAAGAGAGGCGGAAGCAAGUUGAGAUAGAAACCAGCUUAGCAAAGGCCUUCGAGCAAGGCCGGCCACGAGUUGUGAUCAACUGCAGCUUCGGGGACUACAUGCAAGACCGGGAGAACCGGUCCUUGGCGCAGCAGGUGAAACUCCUCUACUCGGAGGUGAAGCGCACGCAGGCAAAUGUGCAGCUGCACCUCACCUCCCUAGGGCCAGACAACCCGGCCAGCUCCUACUUCGACAGUCUGGGACUACCCGGCUGGAAGAUGCAUGUGCACGAGCAGAGCGUCUGGGAGCUGUCCGAGCUCUUCCCACCCGAGGACCUGGUGAUCCUGACGCCGGAUGCGGGCUCUUGCCUAGAGACUGUGGAGGAGGACAAGAUCUACGUGAUUGGCGGCCUCGUCGACCGACGACCUCAGAAGCACAGGACCUUCAACCAGGCCCAGGAGCGUGAAGUCGGCCCAAAUCAGCUCCGGAGGCUUCCGCUCAAGGAGCACGCCCCGAAGGGCGUCCACUCACUUCUCAACAUCGAUGUGGUGGUCCAGAUCCUCCUCGAACGGCUGCAGGGCGCAGGGUGGCCGCAGGUCCUGUCUGGUAUCGACGUCUCCACCGUGCAAGGCGACUCGAUGCUGGAUGCGGGGAUUGUCGAUUUCGCCAAGGGGAACUACCUAGAUGAGAUGAGGUCAUGGCACUUCAAGCACCACGUCACCUACUGCGUGGCCCCGGUGGUGACGAACCGGACGCAGGGCCCAGUCAGCGGGUCCUAUGACUUUUGGGCGGUGGGCCGGGACUGCUGCUCCUUGACUUCCUCCGACUUCCGCUGCGGCGCAUGGGGCCACCCUCACGCAGAUCGUGCGAUUCGGGUCCUGGCCGACGAGGACGUUCCCUUCUACCGCCUCGCCGUGCAACAGGCGGAAACGCUGUAUGGAGUGGUGGCAGCCAAUCCCGUCUUCUUCAAGUGGUCCAACGAUCCCGAAGCAGAGGUGUCUGGAUGGGCCAUGCAGGCCUUCAAGAACUUCCUCUUCUGCGUAGCCACUGCAUUUGUGGCCUCUCUGAUCGCGCUGACCUGCGCCGCCUGGCGCUUCGCUUGGCUCGGCCGGGGCAGCGCGCCCGACCUCCUCCAAGAGAAGUCCUACACCUACGGCUCCCCAGGGCAAAGACCCUUCGCGUGA
Molecule: messenger RNA, 1707 nt
Organism: Symbiodinium natans
Lineage: Eukaryota; Dinophyceae; Suessiales; Symbiodiniaceae
Source: the annotation of a GenBank genome assembly